Ostreobium quekettii is the source of this 1099-nucleotide messenger RNA. NCBI's taxonomy places the organism in Eukaryota, Viridiplantae, Chlorophyta, Ulvophyceae, Bryopsidales, Ostreobiaceae. The record is from the annotation of a GenBank genome assembly.
GCCAGGUCCUUACCUUGACGACCCUUCCAAGCUCAAGUACUAUCCACAAGAGUUGACACAGCAGAAUCCCCCAUAUGGCGCCAUGUUCCAACAGUACCACCUACCAGUUCCCAUUGAUCCGCUUGGAGGAGUCCCGCACCAUCAGGAACUGCUGCAGAUACCAAACACAGGUGGAACACGGAUAAAUGGCAAGAACAGAUCAACAGACACAACAGCAUUUGUAGGCAGAACGAUUCCUGAAGGCACAGGGCUGGGCACUGUCAACAGCAGGCAACACAAGGACCAAGGAGCCGCAAACCUUGAUGUGGACUUCCCUGGCUUGGUUGUGACACGUGAGUCAAAGGCACUGAAGCUGAUCAGCCCAAAAACGAAUGCACCAAUCAGAACUGAGAAAGAAGGCAAUCCGAGAACAGUGCACAGAAUCCCACAUCCGGCCAGGAAUGGCAUUCCGGCGAGCCCUGGCAGGAUGGGCGGACCAUCAAUUGAGAGGGGCUAUGAAGACUGUGGGGCUGCCACAGGCCAGGCAUUGUCACACCCAGCACGGCGUCAGCAGGUCGCAUCGGUAGCUGGCCAUAGUAUGGGAGAAUGCAGUGGACCUAUGAGUCCCACGUCUGGGCUGCCCAUUGGAAGCAAACUCAGGAGGUGGAUGGUGUCGCCUGGACCUGGAAGUUCAGCAGCUGGCAGUGUGGAUAGUGGCGUUGAAGGUAGCGAUCAGGCUACAACAGAGGAUGUGCAGAGUUCCACCGAUAUGCAGCCCCAUUCUGACGUGCUGGCUUCUGAGCCUGCAGGCACUGCAGACUAUGGGCAGCCCCUUGUUGACUGCGGCACUGGCAGGUGGAGUGGAUGUGAGCAGCAAAGUCUGCGUUGUGGAAGCCACCAGCAGACAGAUGUGCAUAGUGCAGGUCCAGAGGGGCAUCACAACGUCGACGUCAUGCAGGGUACAAAAGAAGCAAGGGGUUGUGAGGGACUACCUAUGCACACACCUAAAGCCAAAGUUGGUGAUGCAGCGUUUGGGGGAGGGCACACAGUUGGCAGCCACGCAUCUGGCAUUCCGAGAGACAGUAGGCUGCGAAUGUGGAUGACAGGGCCAGAGCAGUAG